AUGUUGAAAAAAAUUACUUCAUACAGAAAAACAGAUUUUUCAACAUUAUUACUUUCUGAUCAAAGAAUUAAUUUAUCUCAUAAAUUCCACACAAUACAUACGCCUCUUUUUCUUUCAUUACAUUCAUUCUUUCUUUCUCUCUUUGCUACAUUCUCUUAUUCCUUUCUUCACUCGCUCUCAUCUUUGUUCACUUUUUCACUUCUUCGUUCUUCCGUUUCUUAUUCGUUUAAUUCCUUCCAUACGUGUCUUUUUAAUUCCUUCGUUGUCUUUUUGAUCUUUUUCUUUCAGUUUAUCAUCCGUUCUUUUGUUCCAUAUUUCUUUCAUUUUUUUCAUUCUUUCACGAUUUCAUUUCGUUCAUUUUCUCUCUUUUCCGUUCCUUCUUCAAUUCCUUCCUUCCUUCGUUUUCUCUCUUUUUCGUUCCUUCUUCAAUUCUUUCCUUCCUUCCUUCCUUCCUUCCUUCCUUCCUUCCUUCCUUCCUUCCUUCCUUCGCCUGUUUCACUCCUUUGUUCGUCCUCUCUUUUUCUUUGUUCUCUCUUUCUUUUCUCCUUUUCUUUGUCCCGUGUUUCUUUAGUUCCUUUCUUCUUUCUUUCUUUUAUUCAUUCGUUCUCUCUUCUUCUUAUUCGGUCUUUCCUUCCUUUCUUUUGA
Molecule: messenger RNA, 645 nt
Organism: Acanthosepion pharaonis
Lineage: Eukaryota; Metazoa; Mollusca; Cephalopoda; Sepiida; Sepiidae
Source: the annotation of a GenBank genome assembly